UGGGGGCCGUGGCGGCGCAGAGGCAGCUUCCGUGACAGCAGUGGCAGCAGGCGGAGGGCAGGUUCAUCCCUGGACGUCGGUGACAUUUCUCUGCGAACCUGACUUCCUCCUGAUUUGAGUCAGGCUGGUGAAGACUCCCCGUGGGUGGCCCGGGAGCCUUUCUCAGCACUGGCUUGGCUUGCGUGCCACUGCCCUCCCCAGGAGAGAACAUGAGCCCCCGGAAUGCAAGUGUGGACUGUUCCUUCCAUGAUGUGGACGAGCUGGUGAAGACCCUGCAGCUGGCUGUCCACAGCCCCACCUUCUUCCUGGGCCUCCUCCUCAACCUGCUGGCCAUUCGGGGCUUCCACACCUUCCUGAAGAAGAGGUGGUCGGAUUAUGCCGCCACCUCCAUCUACAUGAUCAACCUGGCGGUCUUUGACCUGCUGCUGGUGCUCUCCCUCCCAUUCAAGCUGGUCCUGUCCUAUGUGCGGACCCCCUUGCCUUCUCUGUGCACCCUGGUGGAGUGCCUCUACUUCAUCAGCAUGUACGGUAGCAUCUUCACCAUCUGCUUCAUCAGCCUGGACCGGUUCUUGGCCAUCCAGUACCCACUCCUGGUCAGCCACCUGCGGUCCCCCAGGAAGAUCUUCAUGAUGUGCUGCGCCAUCUGGGUCCUGGUAUGGGCUGGGAGCAUCCCUAUCUACAGCUUCCAUGGGAAAGUGGAAGAGUACAAGUGCUUCCACAACAUGUCUGACGGCACCUGGAGUGCCCAGGUCUUCUUUCCUUUCGAGGUGUUUGGAUUCCUGCUUCCCAUGGGCGUCAUCACUUUCUGCUCUUCCAGGAGCAUUUCCAUCCUCCUUGCCCGGCGGGCCCACAUCCAGGACUGGGGCCAGCAGAGGGCUUGCAUCUGGUCUCUUGCAGCCAGUCUGGCUGUCUUUGUGGUCUCCUUUCUCCCGGUCCACCUGGGUUUUUUCCUGCAGUUCUUGGUGAGGAAUGGCUUUAUCACGGAGUGCAGAACAAAGCAGAACAUCAGCUUGUUCUUGCAAUUGUCCCUGUGCUUCUCCAACAUCAACUGCUGCCUGGAUGUUUUCUGCUACUACUUUGUCAUCAAAGAAUUCCGCAUGGACAUCAUGGCACACCGGCCUUCCAGGGCCCAGCUGGUCCUGCAGGACACCAUGACCACCAGGGACUAAGGGAAGCGAUGCCCUUCUCAGAGGAAGGAAAACCCAUCCCCAGUCAGGAGCAGCUGUCCUGUCCUAAGGGUUUUGAUGCCGUGGGAUGGUAUGUGGAGCAGUCAUUGUGUAUUUCCCUUCUGAUGCUCACUGAAUGCCAUCUUUGCUCAUUGGACCCCAAAGACCUUGCUCCCAAAUCCAGACAGCUCAGCACAAAUCACCCAGUGUCUGGGGGUCUCCAAAGAACCUGAGUACUGGGUGAAUUCUUGAUUUCUAGGUCCAAAAGGUAUGAGGCAGAGGAGUUGAGAAAGAGAACGAGACCAUCUGAACAACUCUGUUUCCCAACUCUCCCCUGUUCUUCUAUUAGACUAGAAAAUUCUGGGAAGGAGGAGAAAAAAGAGAGAGAGGAGUUUGGAGACAGAAUCAAGAGAGUCAGCCAUGGCGCUCCUUCCCAGCCCACGAGAAGGAUGCAGAGGGACUGAGGCGGGUUGGUGUGGACCAGGCCAUGGUCGAACUGGAGACUUUGUGGAAACCGUGGGGACAGAAAGGAGAAACGUUAGCGGUACCUGAGAGCCAUGAGGGGACAGGAUACACCUGGGGAGGGAAGCCAGGUGAGGAUGGAGACAGGCCAAGGGCUUGAAGUGGACAGCCCCUCCCCAGUGCCACCAGGAUGUUUCCUGCAUGGAGUUUUGGUGUUAGCCCAGGUUGGAAGGAGGAGGAGAGGGAGAAGACCCUGAGAGAGGGGACAUUCCUGAAUGUGACCAGCUUUCUAUGUUGAACAGACUGAGAAACUGGUCAUUCAUCUUAGUUUCCCUUGAAAAAGAUUAGGAAGAACCAGGCUGAUUCGGUUCAGCCCGAGAAGAGCAAAGAAGGACUAUUUGCCUUGCUCACCUGAGCCACGGCUGCCCGAGGCAAUGCCCAUGGAGCUGACCUUCUCCAGAAUCAAAGGGAAGAAAUGAGUCGGCCAGGAAUUGGAGAUCACCUGCUCCAGUGUGGAGGCCUGGCCUGGAGAGAGAAAGAUAGCAGCAGGGUCCUUGGCAGGGCUUGGCUGGAAACUGCAGACAAUCGAUCAACUUGGCCUGAUUGGGCUUCUCUAAGGUUCGGGAAGAAGCAGCCUGCUGUGACAGCCAAGGGCCUCAGAUGACUCAGCUCUCCCAGAGAGUACAAUGUAGAUGGGGAAGCAUGGUGGGGAUGCACUGCAAGACAGAGUGGAGGGAAGAGAAGUAACAGAGGACCCUUAAUGGGAACAGGGGGAAGGUCUUCGGGAAGACUAGCAACCCCAUUCUACCUGUAAGA
Messenger RNA from Choloepus didactylus (southern two-toed sloth), 2444 nucleotides. It is a transcript of the gene GPR55, whose product is annotated as G protein-coupled receptor 55. Gene Ontology annotation, molecular function: G protein-coupled receptor activity. Gene Ontology annotation, biological process: positive regulation of Rho protein signal transduction; phospholipase C-activating G protein-coupled receptor signaling pathway. The coding region runs from base 210 to 1169 and encodes 319 amino acids. The transcript has 2 exons. Gene Ontology annotation, cellular component: membrane. The record is from RefSeq and is a predicted model, not a curated record. Lineage: Eukaryota; Metazoa; Chordata; Mammalia; Pilosa; Megalonychidae.